Parnassius apollo (apollo) is the source of this 636-nucleotide messenger RNA. Lineage: Eukaryota; Metazoa; Arthropoda; Insecta; Lepidoptera; Papilionidae. The record is from the annotation of a GenBank genome assembly.
AUGUAUUGCUGCCAGAAUAUACGUAUAUCAGAUGAUGAUGGCCUGCCAACGCUUAUUUGUGAUAUAUGUAAAAAAGAACUUGAAUCUUCAUACAAUUUCGUGUUGAAGUGUGAAGCUUCAGACAAGAAACUAAGAUUUUCCAAAGAUACUAUUUUCAAUUCCCUUUACAGUAUAAAAGAGGAAAUUAAGAAAGAAUGUGAGGACAAAUGUGGUAAUUCUUUCGAUGAUGAUACCCCUGAAUGUCCUCUAGACAACGUCAAAGAUGAUGAAACAACCCCAAGUGAGACUGGAAAUCUAAAUUACAUAGAAAAGAAAACGAAAAGCAACUCAAUAUGCGAGGAAUUAGAAUAUCAAUGUUCAGUUUGUGGCCGAUUUUGUGCAAGUAAUUCCAUUCUUAUCACACAUAUGCGUACUCACACAAAUGAUAAAUCAUACCAUUGUCAGUUUUGUGACAAAAAAUAUAAAGAAAAAAGAAGUUUGAAAAGACAUAUAGAUAGCUGUCACCAUCCCAAGAACAGAUCUCGUAAUUUUAUUUGUGAGAGUUGUGGAAAAGCUUUUUUCUCAAAAAAUGAUGUUAAAAUUCACUUACGGACACACACAGGAUGGCCGUGUGUAACGCUAGAUGUCGCUAGCUAG